AUGAGAUUCUAUUAUGGUAUCAGAGCGUCUAGACCAUCUAUGAUCUUAUCCCCUUCCAUUUUCUCUCCUAAUACCUCUGCUAUGUCAUCCUUCUCUCAUCUCAUCACCACUAAGCUCACUACCGAUAAUUUCCCACUUUGGAAAGUUCAGAUUACAGCUUACCUCCAAGCCUUUGCCUCUUGGAAGAAAACAGACAAAUUAGUUCCUAGUAUCCUUUUUUCUUCCAUCUCUGAAACAGCAAAGCAGUUCCAAGUACGUUUCCAGUUAGCCAAUCUUUCCCGUGGUGAACAAUCCAUCACCGACUACUUUGGGAAGGUUAGAACUCUUGCUAAUAUUCUUGCUACCACUGGUAAUCCCCUCCUUGAGCCAGACUUUGUGACUUACCUUCUCACCGGACGUGGUCCUGCAUAUGACACAUUUGUCACAUCUAUUAAUACACAGGCAGAACCCAUAUCCUCUACUGAACUUUAUCAAUUGCUCCUUAUACAUGAAAGUCGUCUCUCUCAUUCCUCACGGAGUAUACUCUCCAGGGAGCCCUCUGCCAAUUUUACAGAGUCUAGUGGACGAAUAAGGGGCAACUAUAGAGGAGCUCGUCAUGGGCAAAAUGGAAAUGGCGUGGCAGACCGCCAUAUUCAAACCAUGUCCGCUAGUUCACCGAAUUUUGAGUCCAACUCCCAGCCCAGUACACCUAUUCCUUCACAAGUUUACCUUCCACUUUUUCCUCAAUCAAUUCUUGGCCCAGGCCCAAGCCGAACCCCUAAUCAGCCUUUGACAGCCUCUUCCCCACCUGAUACCUCUGAAAUUCCCAAUCCCUCUCAAAUACCUAACUCUGCAACUCUCAAUUCCUCUGAAAACCCCAUUGUCCUCCCUCCUCGUUCUCUUAUAAUGACCUGUUCACACAUUAACUCCUCACGUCCUCGUGUUCGUAUGGAUGGUACCAUCCCACAUCCUUAUCGAGCUUGUUUUAGCACCAUUGUUCCCGUUCCUGAAAUUCCCAGCUCUUACUUUAUAGCUCGCAAGCACUCUGAAUGGCAACAUGCCAUGCAACAGGAAUAUGAUGCCCUGAUUUAG
Messenger RNA from Fraxinus pennsylvanica, 1071 nucleotides. The record is from the annotation of a GenBank genome assembly. Lineage: Eukaryota; Viridiplantae; Streptophyta; Magnoliopsida; Lamiales; Oleaceae.